AUGACUCCUUUUGAAGCACUAUAUGAUAGGAAAUGCAGAACUCCAGUAAAUUGGGAUGAAGUUGGUGAAAGAAAGUUAUUGGGUCCUGAAUAUGUCCAGAUUAUUGCUGAGAAAGUAAAAAUAAUUAAAGAAAAGUUAAAGACAACCCAAGAUAGACAGAAGAACUAUGCAGAUAGACGUAGAAGAAACCUUGAAUUUGAUGUUGGGGAUAGAGUUUUCCUGCGAUUGUCUCCAUGGAAAGGUGUUAUCAGAUUUGAUCCAUCUCAUGUUUUGGAAUCACAACCAGCAGAGUUGAAGGAAAAUCUUACCUAUGAAGAAGAACCAGUUCAGAUAUUGGAUAGAAAAGAACAGAGGAAUCAUGCUAUAGAAGAAGCGACAUGGGAAAGUGAAAAGCAGAUGCGUUCUCAGUAUCCACGACUUUUUCAUACUUGA
Messenger RNA from Olea europaea var. sylvestris, 432 nucleotides. RefSeq lists its product as uncharacterized. NCBI's taxonomy places the organism in Eukaryota, Viridiplantae, Streptophyta, Magnoliopsida, Lamiales, Oleaceae. The coding region runs from base 1 to 432 and encodes 143 amino acids. The record is from RefSeq and is a predicted model, not a curated record. The transcript is spliced from 3 exons.